Molecule: messenger RNA, 930 nt
Organism: Stegastes partitus (bicolor damselfish)
Lineage: Eukaryota; Metazoa; Chordata; Actinopteri; Pomacentridae
Gene: or93a1
Product: odorant receptor, family 93, subfamily A, member 1
Exons: 1
Coding region: 1-930 (309 amino acids)
Biological process (GO): detection of chemical stimulus involved in sensory perception of smell; G protein-coupled receptor signaling pathway
Cellular component (GO): membrane
Molecular function (GO): G protein-coupled receptor activity; odorant binding; olfactory receptor activity
Source: RefSeq, a predicted model, not a curated record
AUGAACGACUCGACAGAAGCGUCCCAGGUUUUGCCACUUCAUGCUAGUGUCAAAGCUGUGCUGUCCACACUGCUGUGCUUCUUUUUCCUGUACGUGAACAGUGUCAUGGUGUUUGCUUUGCUGAAAAAGCCCGUCCUGCUGCAGUCGCCUCGAUACGUCCUGUUCGGUCACUUGCUUGUCACUGACUCUCUGCAGCUGGUGGGGACCAUGCUGCUGUACGUCCUGGCUUUGACCAGGAUCAGAAUGGUCAGCUAUGUUUGCAUUACUUUUGUGCUAAUUGCAACCAGCACUGUUAAGUUGUCUCCCCUCAACCUUGCCAUUAUGUCGUUGGAGAGAUAUGUUGCUGUUUGUUUCCCACUGAGGCACCCUAACAUCGCCACGUCCAGGACGAUGGGUUUGGCCAUCGCUGUCAUAUGGACGGUGGCCUCUUUAGACUCCUUCAUGCUACUCAUUGUGUUUUUUAGUUUGGAGAACACGAGCUUCAUUUUGCAAAAGUCCUGCGUCAAAAGCGCUGUCUUCCGGCUACAAAUUUAUUUCACGUUAAACAAGAUCUUCACUGUUGUAUAUUUUGCAUUGGUGAGCGUGAUUAUCAUUUAUACAUACAUUUCAAUCAUGAUUACUGCAAAGUCGGCCUCUUCCAAUGCGAGCAAAGCCAGUAAAGCACAUAAGACAAUGCUGUUGCACCUGCUUCAGUUCUGCUUGUGUCUUACCUCCACUCUGUUUAACAUGAUAAACACGAGCGGCCUGUUGAAAAUGAAGCGAAUUGUGGCUGUGCACAUUCAGUAUGUCUUCUUUUUGUUUCUAAUUAUCCUCCCAAAGUGUUUGAGCCCACUCCUAUAUGGCCUCAGAGAUCAAACCUUCAGGCAUGUCUUUAUAAACUAUUUUACCUUCGGCUUCAAAACCAGAGUUACUCCAUCUCCUAAGUCCUGA